This is a messenger RNA of Suricata suricatta (meerkat), 940 nucleotides long. RefSeq names its product guanylate kinase 1 (gene GUK1). The record is from RefSeq and is a predicted model, not a curated record. The transcript has 9 exons. Lineage: Eukaryota; Metazoa; Chordata; Mammalia; Carnivora; Herpestidae. Gene Ontology annotation, biological process: purine nucleotide metabolic process. Bases 138 to 782 code for a protein of 214 amino acids. Gene Ontology annotation, cellular component: cytosol. Gene Ontology annotation, molecular function: GMP kinase activity.
CACAUUAAAAGCUGGUUCCCCUGUGUUAGUCCUCAAAAUGUAGGCGGGGAUUCUCCUGGCUGGUGACGCUCCAGACAGCUUGUAGACCCCCCGCGGCCCGAGGACCUCACGCUGGAUGCCGUUGUGGACCCUGCAGCAUGCGGAGGGGCAGAGAGGGGUCACGGCCCGACACCCCUCCCCAAGGGAUGUCAGGACCCAGGCCUGUCGUCCUCAGUGGACCAUCUGGGGCAGGGAAGAGCACCCUGCUCAAGAGACUCUUCCAGGAGCACGGCAGCAUCUUCGGCUUCAGCGUGUCCCACACCACGAGGGACCCACGGCCUGGAGAAGAGAAUGGGAAAGAUUACUACUUCGUGACCAGGGAGGCGAUGCAGAAGGAUAUCGCAGCUGGUGGCUUCAUCGAGCACGCCGAGUUCUCGGGGAACCUGUACGGGACCAGCAAAGCGGCCGUGCAGGCCGUGCAGGCCAUGAACCGCAUCUGCGUGUUGGACGUGGACCUGCAAGGCGUGCGCAACAUCAAGAAGACAGAUCUGCGGCCCAUCUACAUCUUUGUGCAGCCGCCCUCGCUGGACGUCCUGGAGCAGCGGCUGCGGCAGCGGGGCACGGAGACUGAGGAGAGCCUGGCCAGGCGGCUGGCUGCCGCACGCGCUGACGUGGAGAGCUGCAAGGAGCAAGGUCUGUUUGACCUGGUCAUCAUCAAUGACAACCUGGACGAGGCCUAUCAGGCCCUGAAGGAGGCACUGUCUGAGGAGAUCAAGAAGGCCCAAAGGACCAGCCACUCCUGAGAGGGCCCACCAGCUCUAUCCUCCCCGGUGGGGACUCCAUGCACCUCGGCCGGCACCUCCCUCGCCCAGACCGCCAUGCCUGGGAGACCCUGGGCCCCCCUUUUUUCCUCCUGUGGGAACCAGGCCCAUGUCGUAAUAAAACCUGCUAGUGCUCCUGA